Klebsormidium nitens is the source of this 1185-nucleotide messenger RNA. The record is from the annotation of a GenBank genome assembly. Lineage: Eukaryota; Viridiplantae; Streptophyta; Klebsormidiophyceae; Klebsormidiales; Klebsormidiaceae.
GUUUGAUCCACAUGCAGCUAAAUCCGCUCUAGAUCGCUGCAGGAUAAAUGCCUAGCGGCAAGCAGUGUAGGCUGUAGCAGGGGACGCAAUGCUGCAGCCAGUGCAAGCUGUCUCAUGCAGCUGAAUUGGACGUCUUUCCCCAUUGAAACCCUUGAUUUCAGCCCGUGGUUAUCAGGCUGUAACAGCGAUUAAAUCUAUUUCGCUUGAUCUUCGCCCAGAUUCCCGGAUUCCUGCUGUUUUCUUGGGGUGCAAGCUCUUUUAUCGCCAGCUCAGCGUCAGGAUACUUCAACCACGUCCUUAUACUGAGUGCGCCGUAGUUCACUGAGCUAUGGCAGCGGCCAGUGUGGCCAAUGCUGUGAAAGUCCACAUUGAUGCGUGGAGUGAUAUUGCUUGCCCCUGGUGCUAUGUCGGAAAGGCACGACUCGAUCAAGCUAUUCGGAAUGUGGAGAUGAGGUCUGCUGGAAAGCCCUUGAAGGUGGAAGUAGCAUGGCAUCCUUACAUGAUCGACCUGGGGACAAACCCAGCGGGGGAGGACUACCUAGCCUACAACAAGCGGAGAUGGGGCUCUGGUGGCUGGACGCAAUCAUUACGAGGGUCUGGGGCCAGGAACGGGCUGAAGUUCAAAGACUGGAACCACUGGCCGAAUACGCUACAUGCUCACAGGCUCGUCGAUCUUGCGAGCAGCGUCGGGAAGGGACCCGAAGCGGAGGACGUGCUAUUCAGGAGAACGUACGAACUCGGACAGAACGUGUCUUCUUUGGACGUCCUGAUCGAGGCGGGGCAAGAGCUGGACCUCCCCGGGGUAGAAGAAUACCUGAGGUCGGAUCAGGGCCUAGCGGAGGUGAAGCAACAAGACCGGGACGCCAAAUCCCGAAUGCAGAUCCGAAGCGUGCCGUACUUUGUCCUUCAACAAGAGUACGCCCUCUCUGGGGCGCAGGACGUCAAAACCUUUCAAGAAGCUAUCGAACGGGCUGCCGAAAUCCAGUAGGAAGGAGAAAUGGUGGCGAAACGUGACCCCAUCGUACAUGCAGCCAGCUGUCACGACAACUCAACGAGAUCAAUGGUUCAGUACAGUACAGAACGUUGUCACGAGUAAGGAGGAACUCAAUUCGCUCAGUAGGGAUCGUUCAUGCAAGCACCCAAUGUCCGAGACAGCGCUGAUGAGAAGCAAGAAUCAGUAUCAAU